GAUGACAUGACAGUUGCACAAUCACUUUGCGAAAGCGAUGUUUUGAUUGAACUUUGAUUUGUAAAUUAUGUGCCUAAUUAACUUGUCCAUUACAGUGUUAGUGACAAGCCACUUAGAUACUCCCAACCCAAUUUGUUUAUACAAUAAUUUGAAUAAUUGGGUGUAAUUCAUGACAUAACCUUAAAGCUAGAAACAUCAACAUCCUGUUAUAAUUUUAUUUAAGUUACAUACAAUAAUUGGUGUCGGAAGCUAUUGAAAAUGGAAAACGAAGCGAAAACCGUUAUACGUGUCGGUUCAAGAAAAAGCGAGCUGGCACUUAUACAAACAAACUUUGUAAUAGACAGCUUGAAGAAAUUACAUCCCGAGAAAGAGUUUACUAUUGUAACCAUGACAACGCUAGGAGACCGUAUAUUAGACGUGUCCCUGCCGAAGAUCGGAGAGAAGUCCCUCUUCACCAAAGACCUGGAGGAUGCCCUGAGGAAUGACACGGUGGACUUUGUGGUGCACUCGUUGAAGGAUCUGCCCACAUCUCUGCCGGAGGGGUUGGCUAUUGGAGCGGUGUUUGAAAGGGAAGAUCCUAGAGAUGCUUUAGUUCUCAGGGAAGACCUGAAAGAGCACUCGUUGGAGACCCUGCCAGAAGGUUCCGUCAUUGGCACGUCAUCUCUCCGCCGCACGGCGCAGCUCCGCGGGAAACACCCACAAUUGUGCGUCCGCGACGUCCGCGGGAACCUUAACACUCGUCUACGGAAACUGGACGAAAACGGCGAAUACUCGGCGCUAUUGCUGGCCGCCGCUGGACUGCAACGGAUGGGGUGGAGUAACCGAAUAUCUAAGAUCCUACCGUGCGCAGAAAUGAAAUACGCGGUAGGGCAGGGCGCGUUAGCAGUGGAGUGUCGCGCCGACAACGACGCCAUUUUGUCGUUGCUGGCGCCCUUCAACCACGCUGAGACAUACUGCAGGAUUCUGGCGGAGAGAAGCUUUCUCAAGACACUCGGUGGAGGCUGCAGCGCGCCCGUCGGCGUAUCCACAAGACUGAAGCCAUUCGACACACAAUUCAAGCUAAGCAUAUCCGGAGCAGUGUGGAGCCUCGACGGCGCAACCACCAUAGAAAAUUCCCUCGAACAAACCUUCCCACAGAUAAGAAAAACGGUCAAGCACAAACUCAGCCCGGACGAAUCCGAAAAAACCGGUAAAAAACUCAAAACGGAUGUCAGUGACAACCCUAGUCAUCCUGAAGAAAACAGAAGAAUAACGGAAAUGGCGGGAAAUUUGAAUUGCGAAGACACUAGAAGUUUAGAGGAGAUACUGGCUUUAAAAACGCCUAAGAUUUUUUGCGGUUUAAUAGAAAACUCAAACAUGCCUAUAGAUGUUAUAGAGAAAUGUGAUGAUUUGGGUAAGGAUUUGGCUGAAUCUCUUAUUGCUAAAGGCGCGUUAGAAGUUAUGAAGGUGACGCAGGAUCUUAUUAGAAGCUCUACUGUUGUGAAGUCCUGAUUUUUGUUUUUUUUUUUUAAGUGGUCUAUUUAGUAUAG
Molecule: messenger RNA, 1529 nt
Organism: Cydia amplana
Lineage: Eukaryota; Metazoa; Arthropoda; Insecta; Lepidoptera; Tortricidae
Product: porphobilinogen deaminase
Exons: 7
Coding region: 259-1491 (410 amino acids)
Biological process (GO): heme biosynthetic process
Cellular component (GO): cytoplasm
Molecular function (GO): hydroxymethylbilane synthase activity
Source: RefSeq, a predicted model, not a curated record